Messenger RNA from Drosophila busckii, 750 nucleotides. It is a transcript of the gene Pym, whose product is annotated as partner of Y14 and mago. Gene Ontology annotation, cellular component: exon-exon junction complex; cytoplasm. The transcript has a single exon. Gene Ontology annotation, molecular function: RNA binding. The record is from RefSeq and is a predicted model, not a curated record. NCBI's taxonomy places the organism in Eukaryota, Metazoa, Arthropoda, Insecta, Diptera, Drosophilidae. Gene Ontology annotation, biological process: exon-exon junction complex disassembly. The coding region runs from base 81 to 626 and encodes 181 amino acids.
ACUUACUCAUCCAUAUGUACAUAUGUUGGAAUAUUGUUUUUGACUAAAUUGAGUACUCGGGGAGCAGCUUAUAUGUCAUAAUGAGUUCUUACUUGGAAAAUAGCGAUGGGAAGUUCAUACCAGCUACAAAACGUCCGGAUGGCACGUGGCGUAAGGCGCGGCGUGUGAAAGACGGGUAUGUGCCACAGGAGGAGGUUCCAUUGUAUGAAAGCAAGGGCAAACAGUUUGUUGCACAGCAACAGACAGGGGUGCCCCCAGGCAUGUGUCCAAUGGUGGCAGCGGAGGCAAAAAAAGCCCGCGAGAAAUUGGAGAGGACAAAAGUAAAAAAGGAUGCAACACCGUCAGCAGCUAAAAUAACGCAUGUGAUCUUAUUCCCGAAGGAGUCAAAUAAUCUACUUAGCAAGGCUCUAGACGAUAAGCUAAAGAUAAUUGAUGACGAAAUUGAUGUGGCCAAACAGUUAAAAAAGCUACGAAAAAAAAUUAGAGAAAUUGAGCUAAUUGAAAGUAAAAUAAAAGAGGGCAAUGCUCACAAGGUUGACAAAGAUCAGUUGGACAAGGUGAAAAAAAAACCGGAGGUCUUAAAGCAUCUAAGAGAACUUGAGCAGAGUCAACCCCAUCAAACAUAAUGCUCAGCCAUACAAUAAGUUUUUUUUUAUUUUAAUAAUUGCAUUGUCUAUAAAACUCAGCCCUACUAUAUCUGUUAAAUAAUUGUAUCUGCUUAUAUCUAAGUCAAGUUUCUUAAGCCUAAAA